Messenger RNA from Necator americanus (New World hookworm), 810 nucleotides. RefSeq lists its product as uncharacterized. The coding region runs from base 1 to 810 and encodes 269 amino acids. The record is from RefSeq and is a predicted model, not a curated record. The transcript has 6 exons. Lineage: Eukaryota; Metazoa; Nematoda; Chromadorea; Rhabditida; Ancylostomatidae.
AUGUUUUCGGAGUUUCUCUGGAAUUCGAGCGGGUUCGACUUGCUUCUCAUGGUCUUCGCCUGGCUCGUGUUUCUAUUCAUGAGCUAUUCGUCGGACGCUUUUGUAAGAACACGACGUCAGGCAGCACUAGCGACUAAUCAACAGGAUAUUCCCAUUACGCUUAGGUCGUUGAUAACAUGCCUCGCACCAGGAAUCCGCGAAAACCUUUGCUUUGGGCCAAGGGUGGAAGUGCUGAAGAAGGAAAAGCUGGGCCUCACAGAGCGAAGAGGCGCAGCAUAUGGAUACACGAAUGGUGUUGACAUUGGCCUUCUCAAGCCUCACAAUGUUCCGAUGAUUGAGGAUGAGACUGAAAUAGGACACCACGUGGGUGCAGUAGUGGAUGUGACGGAUAGCGACGGCGCAGUCGAAUUCGGAGACAGAUUGAAAUUAUUCAAAGCAUUCCGCCUGAAUAAUGGAGGAAUUGCUGAAUGGGAUCGACAAGGCGCUGGAGUGGACGUCGGCUCCAGAGCUACGGCAGCAGAUGAUUUACUUAGAUUGAGAUGGACUCUUUUUGGUGUCAAUAUAGGCCCGAACGCGAGCCGGACCUUGGUUGGUCCUGCACCAUCAACGUUGGGAGGGGAAAAAGGCUCCGGACUGAAGAUGUUCAGUCCACUUCCGCUAUUCUAUCGUGGCCACUACAGCAGUCAAGGCGACUGGUACAGAAAUCAGUUCUACAAACAAGGGGACGAAUACAAGACUCCUGUUCAAAGGGCUUGUCCGUGGUGUUUUGCGGUCGACGACAGCUACCCAGUGCAACGACUGAUUCAAUGA